AUGACGAAGGGUACGCAGGCGUUCGGAAAGAAGCAUAACAAGACGCACACGCUGUGCCGACGCUGCGGGCGGUCUUCCUACCACAUCCAGAAGCACACCUGCGCCUCAUGCGGAUUCCCGGCCGCCAGAAAGCGCACCUAUCAAUGGGGCAUGAAGUCGAUCCGUAGAAGAACCACCGGCACUGGCCGCAUGCGCCACAUGAAGAUUGUCCACCAAAAGUUCAAGAACGGUUUCCGCGCCGGAGGAGUCGCCAAGCCGAAGACGGGAACCCAGAGUAAUAACGCCGGAAAUGCU
Molecule: messenger RNA, 294 nt
Organism: Mesorhabditis spiculigera
Lineage: Eukaryota; Metazoa; Nematoda; Chromadorea; Rhabditida; Rhabditidae
Source: the annotation of a GenBank genome assembly